GCUUUUGGGAAGACAAAUUUUCUCACUAAAAAGUUACUAAAAAAGUGGAAAUGUUUACUGCAAAUGACAGAAGCAAACGACAGUUUUCUUCGUUUUCCAAAAGUCACGACGUUUCGCGAUGAUAAAAUCAACGCAGCUGUUUUCAUUUUGAUUCACAUUGAUAUUUCUUUUUUUUUUUUCAAUUUUCAUUUUCCUAUUUAUCAAAAGUUUUCAAAUUCUCUGGAAAGGCUCAGAAGCUCCGAAACGUUUACCAGUCACACAAGUACGCUUCAUCGUCGUGAAACGUCAGUUCGUGGAAGCGAUGUCGAGAGUGUCGGGAUUCAGGGAGUUCGGCCCCGCCCGCCCCCUCGCGUUACAUUGUUGCCGAGGGACGAUGCGUUUUUAUUUUUAAUAACGUUCGUUUUUUUUCUCAAAAAAGCGGCAUCUACAGCAUACUGUUAAACGCGUCGACUGCGAGCGGUCGUUGGCACAUUCGAGAAUCAGCGAUAAGUGCUUAAAAAGAGAAUAAAAAUAGAGUAAUACAAAUAGAAUAAUAAAUAAAUUGAAUUAUUCGUUAGUGUUUAUGGAAAUAGUGUCGCGAGUUGUCAAAACUUCCGAGUGAAUUGUAGCGGCGAGCGAAAAAAAUUACGCCAAGAGAUAAUGCAAGACGACGACUGCGUCAUGCUGUUGAUGAGAUUUCCUCAAAAAUUGUGGAAAAUCGUAAACGACUGUGAAACCGGAGCGAUCAGAUGGAGCACCAACGGCGGCACGAUACUCCUCGAUUACAAAAAAUUUCAGGACCAAUAUCUUGGGACGAGAAACCCGAUAUUCAAAACGAACAACAUCACGAGCUUCAUCAGACAGCUCAAUCUUUAUGGUUUCCGGAAAGUGACGUCGCACAAUCGGGACCCUUUAUGCAACUCGAAUAAUCCGGACAUACACGAAUUUCUUCACGACAGCUUCCGCUACGGAAGAUCAGACUUACUCGGUAAAGUGUGCCGCAAAGCUGCCAGCAGCUCGAAUAAUCACAAACUGAGGAAAUACGAGCGCGCCAAUAAUUGCGUGGAUGGGACCAAGGCUGGGAAUCCUAGCAACAAGCGACAGGAAUCCAACAAAAUUACCAAUCGAAUGACACGCUUGCAACUCUGUCAGUUCGCAUUGACAAGAGCCCUGGACCAAGCGAUGAAAGACUAUCUUCGAGAAAGAAUGUUGGCCCAAAUAAUGCGCAAACAGGAGCGAAACCGAAGGAUGGAACAGUUGGAUAAUUUGGAGAACGAAGUUGGAGCAUUAUGGGCCCGUAGGUACGAGUUUGAUCCCCGCCGUUACUGAAUUCAAUGAAAUUCUUUCGUCACGAAACGGGGAUUAUUUGAAAGCGCAGCUUUCGAGCUACGACCGCAUCGAU
Molecule: messenger RNA, 1381 nt
Organism: Venturia canescens
Lineage: Eukaryota; Metazoa; Arthropoda; Insecta; Hymenoptera; Ichneumonidae
Product: heat shock factor protein 2-like
Exons: 3
Coding region: 640-1308 (222 amino acids)
Biological process (GO): regulation of DNA-templated transcription
Molecular function (GO): sequence-specific DNA binding; DNA-binding transcription factor activity
Source: RefSeq, a predicted model, not a curated record